Daldinia childiae is the source of this 1326-nucleotide messenger RNA. RefSeq lists its product as uncharacterized. The transcript has 5 exons. The record is from RefSeq and is a predicted model, not a curated record. Gene Ontology annotation, molecular function: transmembrane transporter activity. NCBI's taxonomy places the organism in Eukaryota, Fungi, Ascomycota, Sordariomycetes, Xylariales, Hypoxylaceae. Gene Ontology annotation, biological process: transmembrane transport. Gene Ontology annotation, cellular component: membrane. Bases 1 to 1326 code for a protein of 441 amino acids.
AUGUCGGAGAAAAAGGGCGUCCCCGGCGCCGAGAGCGUGGUCUCUGACACAGAACGCGGGACUGGCCUCGUAUUGCCGAAGAAGAAUAUAUUAGGGGAUUUAAUCCACCGACGAAAUGAUCUUAACGACCUGGGCAAAGACAUGCUGCAGCAAUCGCUGCAAUACGACCGGGCGCAACUCGAAGCGGACGCCGUAAAAGUCCGAUGGAAGUUGGAUCUCUUGGUGCUUCCCAUGAUGAUGAUCACAUAUAUGUUAUCAUUCCUCGACAAGCAGACCCUCAACUACUCGAACGCAUAUGGCUUACAAGGGGACACGAAGAUGACUGGGGACGAUUACUCCUGGGUUGCAUCAGCCGUGUACUUCGGUUGGCUCUGCGGAGCGUGGCCGUGGAACCUAUUGCUACAACGCGUCGCCAUCGGAAAACUAGUUGGUGGGAUGUUAUUCGUCUGGGGGGCUGUCUGCAUGCUCCAAGCCGCGGUCUUUAAUUUCAGUGGCUUCUUUGCCGUCCGAUUCUUCUUAGGCAUGCUUGAGGGUUGUAUCUCGCCUGCUUGGGUGCUCCUAACUUCGAUGCUAUGGACUCGUCAAGAGCAAUCCUUGAGGAGUUCCAUUUGGCUGUGUACGAACGGCUUAUCAAACAUUCUUGGAGCUCUCCUAGCUUACGCCUCGGGCGUUGCUGACGGUUUGGCGAUAGCACAAUGGAAGUUGAUAUUCCUGAUAGUCGGCGCUCUCACGUUUGUAUGGGGAUUUGUCAUCUUACUCUAUCUCCCCGAUGGACCACACAAUGCAAAAAUGCUGACAGAGUAUGAACGUGCCGUUGCCGUCUGGCGUGUCUCCAACAACCAGAUUGGCCUCAAGGACGCGACUUUUCGACCAUACCAAGUCAAGGAGGCCCUACUAGACGGAAAAUGCUACUUGAUGUGGCUGACUGGAAUAGGACUCGGAAUACUCAACGGUGCUAUCACUACCUUCAUGUCCGCUAUAAUUAAGGGGUUCAACUUCGACGCGCUCAGAACAUCUCUGUUACAGACACCGGGAGGUGCGGUCCAAAUCGUUGCUUGUAUUUCACUAGGACUAUUCUCGCAACUCCCGAAUAUGGUGGGCGUAGCUAUCAUCCUUGGGUGCUUACCUGGUAUAGCUGGACUGGUAGGUAUCCUGACCAUUGAUAUCGAGCACCGGUAUGCGCUCGUCGCUAUGUGCUGGCUAGAAUUCGUCGUUGGAUCGCCCAUCGUUUUGAACUGGACAAUUCCUGGUCUCAAUGUAGCUGGGCAUACUAAGAGGAGUACUGUGAUAGGGAUUUAUUUCGUCUGUUUCGUCGUUGGAAAGUAA